Penicillium antarcticum is the source of this 303-nucleotide messenger RNA. RefSeq lists its product as uncharacterized. The transcript has 2 exons. Lineage: Eukaryota; Fungi; Ascomycota; Eurotiomycetes; Eurotiales; Aspergillaceae. Bases 1 to 303 code for a protein of 100 amino acids. The record is from RefSeq and is a predicted model, not a curated record.
AUGGUUGUAACGGCAGAAAUCGAUCAUGACGAUAAGGGCCCGAAAACUGUGGCGGCCCUGUGGAUGUUGACAUCUCUGACAUGUUUAAUGGCCGCCGCCCCUGUCCUCAUCCGGCUGAAGAUGUUCAGGGGUUUUGGUAUCGAUGACUACUUCAUUAUUGACGUCAUGGCGUUGGAUUUUGUGGUGAUGACGGCCUCGGUGAAGGCCGCCUUUGGGAAGCAUAUGUUUACUAUGAGAGAUCCUAUGGUUUACCAUCCAAAAGACAGCGGUGACGGCUACGCUCACAAGUCUUCCCAACCCUAG